GAAAUAAACAAUCUGUUCCUGGAUUCUGCUUUUACAAAAUGAAAAUUUCAUGACAAUAACGGCUAGUUAGAUUGUACUAGGACAACGACAACCUCCGUGCUUGUAGCUGUAUUUAUAGUUGGAGUUCCUUUAGCGACUAUUUUCGAAUGUUGUCCAAGAGAGUAGACAUGAUGCGAAGCCACGAGAAAAAGUGCAAAGGUGCAAACAAAAAAAGAAAGCACGCCCAAAAAAGUAGUGGAACAACAGAAGCAAAAUGAAGAAAGGAAAGUGAAGAUUGAACAAGGAAGAUAAUUUGUCGCACGCGACAUAAAAACUGCACCACCUCGCGCUAGGCACAUUCAUUCAUUCAUUCAUUCAUUCAUUCAUUCAUUCAUUCAUUCAUAUGUCACCAGCAACAUACCUACAGCAUUCUUACUUGUUUGAGGUUUAUUCUUGUAUCAACCGCGUACGACAGGCGGUAAGAAAUUUCAAUAAUGCACCAACAGAGUAAAAGUAAGUUUCUAGAGUAUAAAAGUCUAGUACAGGAUGAUGCCUCGUUCUCUCGGCGUUACUUCGUGCCACCGCAUCCCGAACUCGGAACAACAGGGUGCUUGCGGUAUCAUACUGACAACGUCUCUGCAGUUCGCUGGACAUCAGAUACGGAGUGUCUUACCUGCAGCAUCGACUCGGCCCUAUGCAAGUGGAACCUCGAAGAAUUCGACGUAGGUAGAGGUGAAACGACUCAAUAUACAAUCAAAUUUCAUGAUUGGAACUGAACUUCUUCUUGGGAUGACGUCGUCUCUGACCUAGAUAUUUGAACGAGACAUGUGUGGUUGAGUUGGACUUUCUCAUCGAGUCUUUCUAAGAGCAAGAUUAAUUUAUAUUAAGUCAUUGAGUCAUUUGUACUUGACGCAGCUUCCAGGCUGCUGUAUUGAAGAGAUUGAAAGAGCAUUCAUAACGCAGAUCAUUCCCUUCAGGCGCAGCAGACCGGGAUCCUGAUGCUCCUACUGCCCAGAGGGAACAUGCCUCUGCACAAACAAUCGAGUUGCUGCAACCUCAGCUUGUACAGACGCAGGCGCACUCGGAAGGCGUGUAUUGUGUCGAUGUCCUGAAUGGCGUCGUCGCAACUGGCGCCAGCGGGAGCAAACAUGAUGACACGCUGAAACUCUGGGAUUUGAAGACGCUCGAGGAGACCUCGUGUGCGUUGAAGACGGAGUCUGCAGUAUACUCGAUGCGAUUCAGAGAUCCGCACUUCUUGGUGGUCGGGACAAAGCUGGGCACCUGCAUGUUUUUCGACCCGGCAGCAGAACGCUGCAUCGGAAAUCUCAAUGUCCUUCACAAAUCUGUAUUGCAGCUAUGGGCGGAAAGACUAACUUCUAGUUGAACUAGAGUGAAUAUGAUAUCUUUUUUCAUUUUUUUCAAGAUUAGAAGAGAGCUGGUACCAGUAGCUUGAUGUUUAUGAUCUCCUCUUCAUGAUCUUCCGUCGACUUGUCGGAGAGUUAUGGGGUGCUCACUGGUGGUAGCGAUGGACGCAUUCAUUUGUUGGAUCCUCGUACGCACAUUGGGCAGGGUGCGGGCCACGAAGGCGCUGGAUCAGGGAGUGGAGAGUCGGCCUAUGCUGGUGGUGGCUUGUCACCCAGCGGUGGUGGAACAGGGAGUGGUGGACCUAAUUUGAGUUUUGUAAUGGUCGAGAAGACGGCGAUUUACGCGGUCCGAUGGGUCAGUCAGAGCUCCCAUUACUUUCUUUCUAGCGGGGACAAUUAUUGCAUCAGUCGCUGGGAUGUUCGGAAGAUGUCGUCGGCGUUGGGAGCACGACGGCGUGGGGAGCAGUCUGUUGUAACAAACUACUUCGGCCAUAGCAGCGAAGUGCGCUGUUUGGAGCUUCUUGGAUCAGACUUCUUUGUCUCGGGUACAGGAGACGGCUCACUGCGCAUUUGGCCGGUAGACGAGGUGGGCGUUCUUGAGGAAACCAUGAUUAUGAGUUCAAGUUAGUUCUUUCUCAUCAUAUUCUUAAGUUCUGAGCGCUCCUCUAGAAAGAAGAGUCAUCUGCAUCAUGCUGGCACGGUAUCACGUCAUUAUCUAUCAUGUAUCAGGAGCUCGAAAUUCUAAGAAUAUCUAUGAUUUUAUUUCUUCUCGUUCAUUCACCUUUCGCACGAUAUGUUACUGGAGAAAGCCGAAGUCGACCGCGCGGAUAUCGAGGCAAAUGUUGUUGCGCAUGCGCACACGGACCAAGGAAGAAAGCGAGUUCAAAAGAAUGUGGAGGUAUCGUCUCUUACCUUUGUUUUGUACAGCUUGCUAGGAUGCAAUCAAGUGUCCGUUGUACCGUUGGAAAGUACCAAAAUACAGGGUUUGAUCGACUUCGAUCUUUCUUGGAGGCUACGUCGGUUGUCGUGAAUCCUUUAGCAAAUCUGGUAUGACAAUAAUGUGGAAACCAGCACCAGCACAUCUACUGGUGCACCAUGAUCAGUACCAAAUCUUUUCACUUAGCUGCUGCAUCAACUCUACGAUGAGAUGUUCGAGUUGCAGGAGAUCUAUGGGGAACGCACUGCUCUCCAGUGUCUCCAGGCAACGUAUCAGUUAGACGCGCAUAGUAGUCUUGUUUGUGGGGUUUCCGCGAGACGCUGUCCGCGAAAAAAAGAACGAUGGCGAAUCUUGACCUCCUCAGCUGAUCAAACAGUGAAGCUCUUCAGGCUCGCGCAACCUUUGGACAAGAAUCGACACAUGCGGUGGGUCAAUAGCAACCAUCGGACUACGGUUAUCAACCCGGCAGAUCAGCCUUACUACGGAGGUGCACCUCUGCUUUCACACAAACGACAUGAUUCGCUAACCCGCGGCUUUGUCGGUGCAUGAUGAGUGCUAUGCUUUGAAAAAGCUUGCAGUGACAACUACGAUCGGAUUUUUAUGUUGAAAAAGUUAGUGUAAGGUCAAAUGCCAAUAUAUGCAAGAAAGUCCAGCGAAGUAAUGAUCACGCUUGUGUCCAAGAGGGUGUGAAAUUGAACUGCGAGAUUGAAGUAAGCAAUGCAGCUAGUAGCUUGCAUACCAGCUAUUUAAGGCAGGUAUAUUGCAUCAUUGCUUGUGGGUGAAAAGUAAAUGCGAAACGAAGUUGCACACAGGUACUCAAAAAACGACAGCGUGUUGUGUGGACCAAUCAUCAGCCGCAUUAUUGGAAACUCGGCGUUGUUCGGCGAACGCAAU
Messenger RNA from Amoebophrya sp. A25, 3174 nucleotides. NCBI's taxonomy places the organism in Eukaryota, Dinophyceae, Syndiniales, Amoebophryaceae. The record is from the annotation of a GenBank genome assembly.